This is a messenger RNA of Lathyrus oleraceus (garden pea), 336 nucleotides long. RefSeq lists its product as uncharacterized. The record is from RefSeq and is a predicted model, not a curated record. Bases 1 to 336 code for a protein of 111 amino acids. Lineage: Eukaryota; Viridiplantae; Streptophyta; Magnoliopsida; Fabales; Fabaceae. The transcript has a single exon.
AUGGCAUUUGUUUUACAAAUUGAACCUUCCAAAGUUGAUGAAGCCUUAGGAGACGACCAAUGGAUAGUUUCAAUGCAAGAAGAGUUAAACCAAUUCGAAAGGAAUCAAGUUUGGGAACUUGUCCCUAGGCAAAGUGGUAAACACAUCAUAAGUACCAGAUGGGUAUUUAAGAAAAAGCUUGAUGAGAACGGCAUAAUUGUUCGAAACAAAGCAAGGUUGGUGGCCCAAGGAUACAAUCAAGAGGAAGGCAUUGGUUUUGAAGAAACGUUCGCUCCGGUUGCAAGGUUAGAAGCUAUCCGUUUAUUACUUGCUUAUGCUUAUUCAUUAAAUUUUUAG